Molecule: messenger RNA, 1425 nt
Organism: Suillus fuscotomentosus
Lineage: Eukaryota; Fungi; Basidiomycota; Agaricomycetes; Boletales; Suillaceae
Exons: 12
Coding region: 1-1425 (474 amino acids)
Source: RefSeq, a predicted model, not a curated record
AUGUCCUCCGAUGGAUACUUUGCCCGUGCUAUCCCUGGACCAGAUGCAAAAAUCUAUGUGUGGAGCCUGGAUGCAGCACUCGAGCGCGCUCGUAGCCUUGGCGGUCGUGCAGUUCCAGCCAGAGAUAUCUCUAUUGCGCCUAGACAGCAAAGCAACAAUAGAGGCUUGGCGAGAUAUGGCAAUGACUUCUGGGGUGAUGAUACAAAUCGUACACCUCGUCGCUCAGAAGACACGUCCUCUUCGCCUCAGCCUAACCAUACACCCGCCCUUGCACUUCCAGACCUCUCUGGGGCAGUUCCUACUUCUGCGGAGGCAAGGGCUAAGCGUCGCAUCGCUGCGUUGGAAGAGGAGCUCCAAAUGAUGCACCAAGAAAAAGGAACCAAGCAAAGAAAGACAACUUACUACGUUUCUCAAGGCAGAGCAAUCCGCCGCAUGGUUAUUCUUUAUACCAGCUUGGAAGAUUUAAUUGCCGAAAACGAUCGCAGGUACGAGGAGCAACCGGAGGACAACACCACAGAGCAAGAUCGCUUGCAACGUGGCUGUAUCACACUCACGCAGGCUGUGCCUUGGCUACACGAAAAGCUUGGAGAACUCGACAUCAAUGACUCCGAAGAUAUGUUGAAAAAGCUUAAAAAAGGAGCCGAUGCGGCCUGCGGUGAUGAUACGUCCACUCUUAAGGACCUCGUCGCUGGCUGGGUCAACCAAGACUUCCAUCCGUCCUGUCUACUCAAGGCCGAUGACAAGCACUCACGCGGCUUCAUGCAUGACACUUGUGGGAAACUACUUUGUCCUGCUGAAUGGGACUGGAGUGAUGCCCGCGUGAAGGCCGGUAUUCGCGACCGAACGUCUGAGUACAUCGUAUCCGAAAAUUCCUGGCCACUCUUCCUAUACGAGAAUUACUCGCCCGACAGUAGCAACCUCGAGAAAGGUCUAUUCAAGUCCAAGAUUCUGGUUCAGGCUUUCAAAGCCACAUUCACAUCUCCAUCUUCUGCAAGAGAAGCUGAUGGAGAUGGCGAUGGGGCCGACAUACUCGAGAAUAACAGGCGUGCCAGGCGCGCAUUAAACCAGGCCAAGGUCAAAAUGUGCGUGGCCUCGAUAAUUAAUAUGAGGAAAGUUACUCCACGCUCUAUCGCGUAUAUUGUCUGUCAGGUUUGUUUUGCUUUAUCCAGUGUCUCAUCCUGGCGCACUGUAGAUGGUGACUUUGACUACAAAAUGUUCUGGAACAAUACCAUGGACUUUUUCGAGGACGUGCCUGGCCCAGUCGCACAACGUAGGGUGGCCCACCUUCUCGAGUGGUGGACCAGGAAGAUAUUCGGAAGGAACCAUCGUGAGGACCUGACGCCGGAAGUCGUGUCCAAGAUGUCUGUCACUGCACUAGCGGAGCAGAGAAAGGCGAUUGAGGAUGCCGCGUAUGACUCGGACUAG